Molecule: messenger RNA, 2391 nt
Organism: Racocetra fulgida
Lineage: Eukaryota; Fungi; Glomeromycota; Glomeromycetes; Diversisporales; Gigasporaceae
Source: the annotation of a GenBank genome assembly
AUGCCAACUGGAAAGAGAGGUCGGCGAGCAGUUUUCUCCGAUAGUGAAACUGAGGGGACUGAGAUUGCUGAAGAGGACUCGACCAGAUCUAGCUCGAAGAGAGCACGUCGAUCUGCAACAGAAGAAAUUAAUGGCUUUCCAGACGAAAUGUCUUUUGAUGAAGAUAACUAUUUUGACGACGAUGAUUUUGGGGCAGAUGCAUAUCGUCAUGAUAUUUAUGGUGAUUCUAUUAUUAUCGAACGCAGAAUUAGUCGAGAUGGUAGUAAUGGUUAUAAAAUCAAAACAAGUGGUGGAAAGGUAGUUUCUGGAAAACGGGAUGAAUUAAACGCUAUUUUAGACCAUAUGGCAAUUCAAGUGGACAAUCCCAUGAAUGUUCUAUCACAAGACACUGCACGUCAAUUUUUGCACUCUUCAAGCUCAGAAGAUAAAUAUAAGUUUUUCAUGAAAGGAACUCAAUUGACGCAAUUGAGUGAAGAUUAUGAAUUAAUACGUGAAAGUAUCGAAACAACCCAAAAUAUUAUUAAGCACAAAAAAGAGGUGCUACCAGAUCUACUCAGGGCAGCUAAAGAUGCCGAGGCAAAAUAUAAAGAUAUGGAAAAAGCCCGUGAGCUUGAAGUAAUGGUCUCUAAUUUGAAGGAUCAAAUGGCUUGGGCUCAAGUUGAAGAAAAAGAACAGGAAGUUGCAGAAGCAGAAGCAAACUUGUUAAGGGCUAGAAGACGACUACCAAGCGUUCAAACUAAUUUAGAAAAAGAACAAAAAAAAUUUGAUGAAAUCAACUCAAUUAUUUCUGAAUUAGAACAGAGGCUUCAUGAACAUGCUACUACUACUCAACCUUUGCAAAACAGAAAAAAAGAAUUGCAGAUGCAAGUAAAAGAGAAAGCAAAGCAACUACGCGAGAUUCAUGAAAGGGAAAUAAAUGACCAGAUUAAAAAUUUGAAACAUUCUGUCGAAACAUUUCGAAUAAAAAUAAAUGAGGAAGCACUAAAGUUACAAGAUGAUAAUCGCCAGAGGCGAGAUUAUGUGUUGAAUGCUGUCAAAGAAAGGGAAGAUGAAGUCAAUAUACUAACACAAGAACGUCACGAAUUGUUGACAAAAUCUGAAAAUUUAAUUGAGAAACUAGAACACAUAAGAAAUGAGAAACGAUCAAUUGUACAGAAUAUUCGACGUACUGAAGAUGACAUUUUACGACAUAAUGAUCUUAUACAGCAACUAAGAGAUCAAAAGAGCGACAAUCUCAAGGCUUUUGGUCCUUCGAUACCUGAUGUGCUUAAUGCAAUUGCUCAUGAGAAUAGAUGGUAUAAGAGACCUGUAGGUCCUUUUGGGAGAUAUAUUAAGCUAACAAAACCUGAGUGGAGAAACACUUUGGAAUCUGUGAUCGGACAUUCUUUGACCGCUUUUUCUUUAUUCUUGUUGAAAACCGUGCUGAAGCUGAUAGAAUCAUGUACAAUGAUGGAAAGGGGUUCCCUUAUAAUGUUAGUGCAUGCUACACUGUUGACGGGUUCAAAGUUGGGCAUAGGCGGUGGCUAUUCAACACAAUCAAUUUUUCCCUACAGAGGACCUUCUAGAUUUACACAAGAUAUUGAUUCUCAGAUUCGAGAGACGCAAGAAAAAAUUAAUGAAGCAAACUAUAUGAAGUCUCGGUAUAUCACCGAAAUAAGACGAGCUGACUCGGAAAUUGAAAAGGCGAAUCAAGAACAAAGGGACAUCCAGAACAAAAUUAAUGAGAAUCAACGACGUGGAAAACAACUGAAUAACGAAAUAAUUCAGCUGAAAGAAGAUUUACAGGAAGAUGAACCAGCAAAUAUUGCUGCAUUGGAAGAAGCAAUAAGAGAAGCUGAAAUUGAGAUAGAACAACAUAAAAGAAAUUAUGCAUCACUUCAAGAACAAAAAGUGCAACUAGAUAACGAACAAUUACCACUAGUCACUGAAAUUGAAGAAGAACAAAUAGAAGAACAAGUGUCUAUGCGUGUGACUAGCGCGAAUAAUAAGGCACAUUGGGAAAGAAAAAUGAUCUUAGAACAGCAAAAAAUCAAUGCUGCUGAGGAGGAUGUUAAGAAUAAGCAAUAUGUUCUAGAGGAUUGGACAAAGCAAGCAGCAGAUUAUUGUCCAGAACGUGUGGAAGUUACGAAGCCAGCUAAUGAAUUAGAUCGUGAAAUCAAGCAAAUUCAAAACCGUUUACGAGAAAGGGAAAAGGAACAUGGGUCAAGCCUUGAAGAAAUAGCAUCAGAUAUGGCUGCAAAACGUGAUGCUUAUCGUCAUGCAAAAACUGAAAUUGACUGCACACAGUAUAUCUUAAUUACUCCUCAAGAUGCUAGUAACGUUUCGCCUGGGCCGGACGUUCGCGUGCAUCGUUUGCAAGAUCCCGAAAGAGGGCAAGGAAUUAUCAGCUAG